AAGAAGCUUUGUAGAAACGUCUUUCACAGAACCUUGUCUUCGCAACAAAAGUUUCGCAUUUCUCGUAAUUGGUUUUCAAACAACCUUCUUUGCAGACUGCAUUUCUUCAGAAUCAUUCGCUGCAAAUCACAAACAGGCUGAGCAGCAGCGGUCGAAAGCGAACGAAUAAGACUUCGGCUGUACCAGUAGAAGCAGCACCCAUAUAACUCUAGGUACGAGCGACUGCCAUCGCCUAGUAUCGUUAUGAGUCCGCUGACUCGGUUUUUGAAUGGAAGGGCUUCGGCACAUGCUCCCCUUCAUAUACCACACUGUACAAACACAAGUGAAGAUGAGUUUCUCAAGUCUGAGGUCCUUCUAUUAAGGUUGGAAAACAACAUAAAAGAUGAUAAACUCGUUGCCGUCACCCAGUCGCUGCACGAAAAGGAGCAAGAGGUCAUCGACUUGAGGGCAAACAUGAGUGUUGUGAACACUUCCAUCCAUCGAUUGAAAAGAAACAUCGCAACCAACACCGAGCUAGAGCGAGAGAACAACAAGAAACAGAAAGUUAUCGAUGACUUACUAUUGAAGAUUUGCAAUUACGAUCAACGACUGAAAGAACAGAGCGCAAUCAUUGCGCAACAACAUCAGCUGUUACAGAAACAAACGAGUCAAGACGUCGAUUUGAACGCAAGAGUUAUUCCUUUCUUGAUGAAUUCCGUUUCCAUUCUGCGUCCGUCGGUUACAAAUAUUACUGCAAUAUAUCAGAAGGGGGGUUAUCAGCAGCAGGAACACCAGCAAAGGUUACAAUAUUCUAAAUUACUCGAGAGCACGAAGGCGCAUCUAUCGAGCAAUACUACGACAACGAACAACAGUGCUUGCUCGAAGACGAGCACGAAGAAGAGCACGAGCCAAGCCUUGUCAUCGGUUGAAUCGACAUCCAAAAAGGCCAGCAAAUACGCACACAUCUCCAUGGCAGAUCGUUGGAUGAACAGGUACAAUGAAUUGAUUGAGUACAAGAAGGAACACGGGUCGACCCUGGUUCCGCAGAGAUACAAGAAGAAUCCCAAACUCGGGAAAUGGGUCACGCACCAGCGGUCCUCGUGCCUCACCGAGGAACGCAAGGCGCUGCUCGAUGAGAUUGGCUUUGUGUGGGACGCGACUCGGAAAGGACCGUUGCCGGUGUCGAUUUUGAAAAGCUAGAAAAUUAUGUUCACGACCAUGUUGCAUUUGCGACACCUCGUUCGCUACUCGUGAUACCGUCUCUCAGUAUUAUUUCGAUGUGGUAGGUGCGUAUCUCUUUGGUCUUAAAAUAGCGGCUCCGUAGGAUGGAGCAAGUUGUUCCGCCAUAACAAGUACGUCGCCUUCCUCUUGAAUCGAUACUUCCUUAACAUUCGGAAACGGUGAAUACGGUGAAUUCGGUUUGAAGUCUUACUGUAAAGAGAUUACUCUACUAGAAUGGAAUACCCUACUUGUUAACUAAAUGAAUAAUAAAGCU
Messenger RNA from Pseudo-nitzschia multistriata, 1474 nucleotides. The record is from the annotation of a GenBank genome assembly. Lineage: Eukaryota; Bacillariophyta; Bacillariophyceae; Bacillariales; Bacillariaceae.